Molecule: messenger RNA, 907 nt
Organism: Pecten maximus
Lineage: Eukaryota; Metazoa; Mollusca; Bivalvia; Pectinida; Pectinidae
Product: suppressor protein SRP40-like
Exons: 1
Source: RefSeq, a predicted model, not a curated record
AUGAGUUUAAUGAAGAAGAGAUCUAGCUUCGGCAAGAAAUAUUCAGAUACAAUUUUCAACGUGCAAGAUGAGCACCAGGGUACAUACCGGAAGUUGUCGGAGGAGGAGCAGGUGCAGAUGCGGAGAGCUAGUUCCGAAGACACUCCUCCAAAAGUUACAAAAAAGCGCAUACGGCCUUUAAGCUUUACUUACGGCCAAGACUUGGCUCGAUCUAUUAGUGAAAAAUUCAAGAGAAAGUCAAAGGGAAGCCCCAAAAGUCCGAAAAAUUCUAAACACCUUACUUCCGGUCAGUUGAAACAAAACGUCGAGCGUAGUGACAGUUUCCCCGGAAGUGCAUCGAACACAGUACAGAAUGUGGCAGGAAUAACUGACAACCUAACCGGAAGUCGAGAUAAAACACCUACUGAACACAAAGCAGAAACAUUUCGACCAAGGGAGAUAAUAGAAAAUAUCCCGAAAAGACGAGUUGUAAGCGCCGAAAUGAACAUUCGUCCCGUUUCCGCGUCAUUUGUAGAAGGUCUGGUAAAGGGAACGACCACGCCUCCGUUAACUCCUCCACUUCCGGUUGCAAAAUCAAACUCGAGUGAACUAUCGGAUAAUUAUGACGUCAAAUGCGGAGAUAAAAACGGUAGCACCAAAGAUGACAGCGAUAAAAUUAAAAGACGAAAAAAGAAAAAGACACAUUCAUCGUCAUCUUCGUCUUCAUCCUCAUCAUCGUCAUCGUCUGAUACCGAGGCCGACAUGAAGACGAGCGACAAAGGUGUUGUACCGAAAGAAAGAUGUAUUUCGUAUUACGGUCCAGUUGUUAUGGACGGAAAGACUCUGAGGCUUCCAACCCAGGGGACGGGCAUGCGCAGGUACCACAGUCUCACGCUUCCUUGCUGGGACGGGACUGUCAUUAAGGAUG